GUCGCUUCAAGGUUGGUUGGUAACCAGAAGAUUGGACCAAAUGAGCGGAGUUCGACGACGAACAGUGUCACCCGAGUUCGUUGGAGAACGCAGUCGGUGUCUCUGUCUCUGUCUCUGUCUCUCUCUCCGGCAACACAAUUCUCGAUCUAGCUUUGCCUGAAAUUGUUCGACCGAAAUUCAGGGAUAAGUUCAUUACCUCUGCCAUCUCCAAUCAAGAAAACAAAAGUUUGGACCAUUGCUUUUCCGCUUGAAUGGAAAGUCACCAGAGUUCGAUGACGAGCACAGUCGGCUUCUCUCUCCUCCCGUCGGAGCUCCUGCACCACAUAAUUCUCGAUCUAGCUCUGCCUGAUAUCGUUCGCCUGAAAUUCACGAAUAAGUUCAUUACCUCUGUGAUCUCCGAUCAAGAUUUCGUUCGCGAGUACAAUCUCAGAGCGAACUCUGCAACCUGGCUCUUUCUUUACAAGAAGCGAUGGCAUCGUGAUUCGGCACUUCACGGAUUCACCGACAGCUCGGACCGGUGGUUCAGGUUCUCAAUUGCAGAAUUACUGAAUUCCGUCGUCCCUCCCGGCGAAGAUAUCUAUUUUUUAACGUCUUCCGGCAACCAUUUUCUCUUCGCCUUGAACACUAGCCAGGAAGUUGUUUGCGUUAAUCUCAUGACAAAGACGGUCAAGAGAAUUCCUUCAAGUCCGCUCGGUCCACGUGGCACAUCUUCGUGGCGACGUUCCAGAGCCAGAGAAAAAGCUGGGGACUCGCCAAGUUUCGACGGCGGAGUUGCUGAUCUAAUUUUCCUGAGCGUAGUCAAUGGGAGGGGUGGGAGCGUUCUCAUCGGGUUCGGAUCCCAAGCCCACAACCCCGUGGUUCUACGGCCGAGAUUCAACGGCGGAGUGGAAGAGGAUAGCCCGGCGGUUGGAUUCAGCUGGGGCAACUUGGCUGAUAGAUUACACGUGUACGGUGAUGGGCACGUGAUGAUGAUCAGAUCUUGCGGCGGCGGUGGAAAAGCAAGGAUGUUGAAAAGCGUAGAGUUGUGGGCCUUGAGCCCAAACGGUGGGUCUUGGGAGCCCAUUUCAGCGGUACCAAACGGCCUUAUUGAGAAAAUUAGGAAGCCCUAUGGGGUUAUAAUGGGCUGCCUGGAGCGAAGAGAAGGAACAAUUAGGGCUGUUUUGAUGUCCAAUUACGAAGCUUCGUGGGACAUAAUUUGGCUAUCCUACGAUACGUCGCGGAAGCAUUGGACGUGGGUCCCACUGCCCGACUGCAAGAUGAAGGGCUCUAACAUGGCUGGGAUCGGCUUCUCCUCCGGCCUCAUCUUGCCUUGAUCCAAAUCAUAUAAAAAAAAAAAAAAUACCCAUAAAUACCAAUAUGUCAAAUUCAUCCAUGUUUCGCAAGAUGAAAAGUCUCGUGUGGUUAAAAUAUCUCUUUCUAUUUAUUUUGUGAAGUUAAUUUUGAGUGUACUGCUUCUGUGA
Messenger RNA from Diospyros lotus (date-plum), 1460 nucleotides. RefSeq lists its product as uncharacterized. Gene Ontology annotation, molecular function: protein binding. Lineage: Eukaryota; Viridiplantae; Streptophyta; Magnoliopsida; Ericales; Ebenaceae. The record is from RefSeq and is a predicted model, not a curated record. The coding region runs from base 252 to 1313 and encodes 353 amino acids. The transcript has 2 exons.